Messenger RNA from Rhipicephalus sanguineus (brown dog tick), 3030 nucleotides. RefSeq names its product tetratricopeptide repeat protein 38. The record is from RefSeq and is a predicted model, not a curated record. Gene Ontology annotation, molecular function: protein binding. Lineage: Eukaryota; Metazoa; Arthropoda; Arachnida; Ixodida; Ixodidae. The transcript has a single exon. The coding region runs from base 182 to 1651 and encodes 489 amino acids.
GAAACGCGUCGACUGCUCGCGGCGGACGCCUACAUAGCCUCCAACUGUUUGUUUCGUCGAUAAGAAUUGCGUGAAUUAUCUGACGCCUUCGCUGCAUUGACAUCGUACGAUUGUGCACGGAAACCAUCUAUAACGCGUGAGUCUACGUUGUCAAAUCAGUCUCUCUCGUUUUCAUCCUAUCAUGGCUGCCAAGCUGACGCUGCGGCAGAACUGGCGCGAGUCCGCCGCUUGGAAGGCGGAAAACCUGCCGCUGAGCACAACGAACGACCAAGCCUGCAAGUUGUUCGAUGCGGCGCUUACGCAGUACGUGGGCUGGUACGACGACCCAACCCUGGGCGGGCUGUCGGGCACGUUGGAAAGCCUGAAAAAAGCGGACCCGCACUUCAUUAUGGGUCAGGUGCUGAACGUCGGCCUGACACUUAUCGGCUCCGGAGACAACGUCUUCAAAAAUGCGACCCUGUCCGGUGACCUCGACGUCCUGGACUCGAUCGCGAGCAAAGGUCGUCUACCGCACCGCGAGCAGCUUCACGUGAACGCCGUGCUGGCUUGGUCCCGUGGACGGCUGUCGCGCGCGGCGUCGCUCUGGGAGGACAUCCUCAUCGACAAUCCGACCGACAUGCUGGCGCUGAAGUUCGCCCACGAUACCUACUUCUACUUGGGCUACCAGCGCCAGUUGCGCGACUCCAUAGCACGCGUGCUACCGCUCUGGAAGCCGUCCAUGCCUCUCUACUCGUACCUGCACGGCAUGCUCGCCUUCGGCCUGUGCGAGACCAAUUUAUACGACGAGGCGCGCAAGGCGGCCGAGGAGGCCCUGAGGCUCAACAAGAACGACGCGUGGGCCACGCACGCGCUAGCGCACGUCUACGAGAUGCAGGCGGACCCCGACGGCGGCAUCGCCUUCAUGAGUCGCACAAUGACCGACUGGGAACCAUGCGGCAUGCUGGCGUGCCACAACUUCUGGCACUGGGCCGUCUACCACGUCGAGAAGGGCGAGGUCGAGGCGGCCAUCGACCUCUUCGACGGACAGGUCUCCAAGCGCCUGCGCGAGUCUGGCGCCAUGCUGGACUACGUGGAUGCCGCCUCGCUGCUGUACCGACUGCAGCUGCGCGACGUGCCGAAGCAGAAGCUGGCCUCGCGAUGGCCAGGCGUGUUCGACGUGGCGCAGGCGCACUACGACGACCGCGUGCUGACCUUCAAUCAGCUGCACUUCCUGAUGGCCUUCUUGGGUGCGGGAAACGACGGUCAGCGGCUGGUCAACCUGCCGCCGCAGCGGGACCUGGGGCGGCGCGACGACGGCGGCUGGCCCGACGACCAGCAGCGCAUAAUGGCCGAAGUCGGCAUUCCCGCGAUGCAGGCCAUGGUGGCCCACAACCAGGGCCGCUUCGACGACGCGGCCGAGAAGUUGGCCGCCGUGAGGUACGACCUGCUGCGCAUCGGGGGAAGCGACGCGCAGCGCGACGUCUUCGACCUGUUACUCAUCGAUUCGGCCAUCAAGUCCGAGCGGCAUGCCAACCUGGCACGGGCACUGCUCGCCGAACGAAGCUUGUUCCGGCCAAAGUCUCCCAUGCUCAAGAGCCUCAACGACGCGCUGACAACGCGCUGCAGCGCCAAGGCUUCUAAGAAGCCCGCGGUCGCUGCUGGGCCGGUCUGAGCGUGCCUUGCGCAAUGGGCACGCUGGAGGGCCUAAGGAGAGACAGUGGUGGAACAGGCCGUGCGCGACCGCUUGUUCAGCUGAAGAAUAUCUUUACUCGUUUACGACAAUAAGUCGUGUUAUCAAACGUUUUUUGUACGCUGAUAUGAACUAACUUGAUGCUGUUCUUGGUGGGGGGAAACAAAAACAAAAAACGAACAAAAACAGAAGAAAACGUCCAAAGAGGCUUAUAUUCAUUGGUUGGGGCGCAUUUGCGAAAGCGUAUGUAGGGCCCCUUCAGACGUGUGGAAAGCUUGCCUAGGUAUGGUUACAUAGUAUGAAGGAGAGCGCGACAAAACAACGCACACAGAGGGUGUGUUUUUUUUUCUUUUUUGUUCUUUUGUCUUGAUAAACAGCUUUCUUCGUGUCGUAUAACAUUCCGCUAAAACUGGCGGUCGUGGUUGUACACCAGCAGUUCGAACUUUUUUUUUUUCUUUCUUGUGAUUUCAUCGAACCACACUGCUGUUUCACAAAUACUCCGUGCUACUGUAUCCGUGCGCACACUCAACGGUACGCAUACUGCAGGCAUUCGCUGUCGCGUACUCUCGCACUGGCAGAUGCAUUCCUCUUGCAGAUGUAGGCCAGCUGUGCUGCGGCGCUCAGGCGUGCGUUCAAAUGCUCAAUAGAGAGUUUUAGUGCCGGGGAACCCAAGCCGCUUGUGUACGCACGCUGUUGCGUCCCUUUGUACUCCCAGCCGCAACCAAGCUGAAUACGAAGGAAUGCAAGGGCUUACGUAUGCAAGGCCCUUUGGGGCUCCGGCACUGAAACUAUGACUAUAACCUACUGGUACGCAGGGGCGAAGUUCUGUCAUGUCGGUAUAUUUUGGACCAAAGUAGAUGUACAUUAAGUUUAUUGUGCAUAAAGUGCGCAUAUUGCGCAUAAAGUAUGCAUUAAGCACACCCAAAGGGGGGUCACUUUCACGUCUGAACCCAGUGCUUUGCUUAACUUCUCCCAUUUAGGGGGCCGGUUAAUGUGAAGGGGUCUGAACCCCCGCGCCUCCCUGACUCUAGGGCCUACCUGCACUCGACGCACGCAAACGCGCAGCUAUACGACUGUGCAAGUGCGCAACAGCUUACUGUGUGGUUGCAUUCAUAAGUCGCGGCUGCCUUUUUCGUAUAGAGACUUUGGGAGGAGAUUGAUAUGCACACAAAUUGUGGUGUCUUUUGUCCAAUAGCCGUCGUGUCCUCUGAAGACGACGGCGUGCACCCGCAUAUGCCUUCUCUGCAAGCUUUGAUUCUUAUUACGGAUCUAGGCUACAUAUGACCACAGUGCUUUGGAUACUUUUGUAUUAUACGUUAACUUAGAUUGAUAUGGAGAAUAAAGUUUAAUUAAAAAGAAAA